This is a messenger RNA of Ziziphus jujuba (common jujube), 1580 nucleotides long. RefSeq names its product caffeoylshikimate esterase. The transcript is spliced from 8 exons. Gene Ontology annotation, cellular component: membrane. Bases 416 to 1483 code for a protein of 355 amino acids. Lineage: Eukaryota; Viridiplantae; Streptophyta; Magnoliopsida; Rosales; Rhamnaceae. The record is from RefSeq and is a predicted model, not a curated record. Gene Ontology annotation, molecular function: lipase activity.
GAACAGAGGAGUGGGGGCCGAAAGAGGAUCACAAUUACAGAACUUCCCUGCCAUACGGAUUAGCACCUUCCCACACUACCUAAUUAUUUUUGGAACUUUUUCAAUCCCAAAAAGUGUCCAAACCCAUACAAAAAGAUAAACCUCACUCCUUCUCUCUGUUCAUGUGUCCUUUAUUCACUUUGCCAAUCGCCAUUAUCUUUUAGAAAAGGUUGCUGGGCAUGUAUGCCGCAGAGGUUUUCGCUCUUUGAUCCUACAUAUCAAAUACCAUCACCUGCCUUCAUACAAAAAUCAUUGUUUUUUUUUUGUUUUUUUUAUUUUUUGGGGUCUUAUGAAAGAUCUCUCGGUUUGAAUGACAACCAUGGUGUAGUUGAUCUGGUAUCCUAGUUCGUUUUUCUUUGUCUCUCUUUGCAUCAACAUGGAGGUUGAAUAUGAAGAAGAAUACAUAAGGAAUUCAAGAGGAGUGCAGCUUUUUACUUGUAAAUGGUCGCCGUUUUCUUCUCCGAAAGCUCUUGUUUUCCUCUGCCAUGGGUAUGGCAUGGAAUGCAGUGGAUUCAUGAGAGGAUGUGGGAUUAGACUAGCUCGUGCGGGAUAUGCCGUGUUCGGUAUUGAUUAUGAAGGCCAUGGACGAUCAAGAGGGGCCCGUUGUUACAUUAAGAAGUUCGAAAACAUCGUUAAUGAUUGUAAUGAGUUUUUCAAGUCCAUUUGUGUAAAGGAAGAGUACAGGGACAAGUUUAGGUUCUUGUAUGGAGAAUCCAUGGGAGGUGCGGUGGGCUUAUUACUUCACAAAAAGGACCCUCUCUUUUGGAAUGGUGCUGUUCUUGUUGCUCCUAUGUGCAAGAUAUCAGAGAAGGUAAAGCCACACCCUUUGGUUGUGAAUCUACUAACCAGAGUGGAAGACAUAAUACCAAGAUGGAAGAUAGUUCCCACCAAGGAUGUCAUAGAUGCAGCUUUCAAAGACCAUGUAAAGCGCGAAGAGAUAAGGAACAACAAGCUAAUCUACCAAGACAAGCCAAGGCUGAAAACAGCAUUGGAAAUGCUCAGAACUAGCAUGAGCCUUGAAGAGAGUUUAAAUGAGGUGACUCUGCCAUUCUUUGUAUUGCAUGGGGAGGCAGACACGGUAACAGACCCAGAAGUGAGCAGAGCAUUAUAUGAGAAAGCUAGCAGCGCAGACAAGACCAUCAAAUUGUAUCCCGGAAUGUGGCAUGGUUUAACUUCAGGAGAGCCCGACGCGAACGUCGAAAUUGUAUUCUCAGAUAUCAUAGCUUGGCUGGACAAGCGCACUGGUAAUGACAGGGAUAUUGUCGUUGAAAAAAUCCACGCUUUCGGCAAUGGCGGAUUGGAACUCGCUCCGACAGCAUCAGCUGCAAUGAUAACCGGACAGCAUCAGCAGCAGCAGCAGCAGCCUCGGCGGAGAACGCCGUCUCAUGGCAGCUAUUUUUGUGGACUGAGAGGACGCCGUUUGCAACAUCACUCGGCUAUGUAGGCGCUAUCGAGUAGGAGAUUAGCGCGGCAAAAUGGUAAAUGUAACAUAACAGUGUAACUAAAGGAAAUGGAAUAAAGAAUCAACUCUUGUUUAUGGA